Molecule: messenger RNA, 2499 nt
Organism: Anoplopoma fimbria (sablefish)
Lineage: Eukaryota; Metazoa; Chordata; Actinopteri; Perciformes; Anoplopomatidae
Product: gastrula zinc finger protein XlCGF57.1-like
Biological process (GO): regulation of transcription by RNA polymerase II
Cellular component (GO): nucleus
Molecular function (GO): RNA polymerase II cis-regulatory region sequence-specific DNA binding; DNA-binding transcription activator activity, RNA polymerase II-specific
Source: RefSeq, a predicted model, not a curated record
ACUGAGGCUAACUUCACAGAGUUUGAUCAAGAUGGCGUCUCUCAGAAAGCUGUUUGUUAGCAGAGUCUCUUUGUUGUGUUGGUCCAGUGAGUGUGAGGUCCAUGUUGGUCUCUGUGUGUCCGGAGAAACCUUCUGAAUGGACUUUUCUCUGAAUGUUGGACCUCUGACUCAUCUCCCGGUAGCCUACAAAGCUAGUGAAGUUAGCUUAGCAUGCUAGCUGGGACGGAAGUUAGCAACACAGCGCUAGUCAGAGUGACUGUUUGAUGGAGAGCAAACGGUGUUUGUGACGGAGUUUGUGUGGAGAAAAAGUGUGUGUCGUUGUGUGAAAAUGUGUAAAGUCCAAAUGCUGAGAGCGUUGGUGAAGCAGCGACUCACUGCGGCUGCUGAAGAGAUCUUUGGGCUGUUUGAAAGAACGAUAGCAGAGUACGAGGAGGAACUGUGUCGUUCUAAAGAGGAGAACGAGCGACAACGGAAACUCCUGCACGCUGUUCUCAACCCUCAGCUUCGGUUACACAGAGCAGACGUCCAGCAGCUGUUGGUGGUUAAAGAAGAGGUUCCUCCUGAGCAGCAGGAGUGGAGCUCCAGUCUGGACCAGGAGGAGCCAGAGCCCCCACACAUUAAAGAGGAACAGGAGGAACUCUGGACCAGUCAGGAGGGAGAGCAGCUUCAAGGGCUGGAGGAGGCUGAUAUCACCAACUUCACAUUCACUCCUGUCCCUGUGAAGAGUGAAGAUGAUGAAGAGAAACCUCAGUCCUCACAGCUUCAUCACAGACGUACUGAACACAUGGAGACAGAAGCUGAUGGAGAGGACUGUGGAGGACCGGAACCAGCAUGGAACUCAGAUCCAGGAGACUCUUCUGAGACUGAAGUCAGCGAUGGGGACUGGGAGGAGACCAGAGAACCUCCGUCAGGUUUAAACUCUCUGAAUAAUGAUGAAGUUUCUGUCAGUGAUUCCAAAUGUAGUGCUCGAGAGAAACCAUUUAACUGCUCUGAGUGUGGGAAUAGAUUUAUCCUCAAGAAAGAUCUGAAGAGACACAUAAGAAUCCAUGCAGGAGAGAAACCAUUUAACUGCUCAGUCUGUAAGAAAUCUUUUACACAGAGUGGAAAUUUACAGACACACAUGAGAAUCCACACAGGAGAGAAACCAUACAACUGCUCAGUUUGUGACAGAAGAUUUUCUUGGUUUAAUCAACUCAGAAGACACAAGUAUGAUCAUCAGCUUCAUCAGACUCAGACUGAGGAGAACAGAGAGGCAGAACCUCCAUCCAGCAGAUCAACUCAACACAUAGAGACAGAAGCUGAUGGAGAGGACUGUGGAGGACCAGAACCAGACAGGAACUCAGAUCCAGAUAGACAUCCAGAACCAGAUACUGAUGAUGCUGUUUCUGUCAGUGAUACCAGAUGUAAUGCUGGAGAGAAACCAUUUAGCUGCUCUGACUGUGGGAAAAGAUUUCUCCUGAAGGGAGAUUUGAAGAGACACAUGGUUACUCAUACUGGAGAGAAACCAUUCAGCUGUUUAGUUUGUGACAAACAUUUUACAGCAAACUCAACUAUGACACGUCACAUGGCAAUCCACAAGGGGGGGGAAAGAUUCAGUUGCAGCGUUUGUAACAAAAGAUUUGCCUGGGCUCGGAAUCUGAACAGACACAUGAGAAGUCAUUCAGAAGAGAAACUACACAGCUGUACAGUUUGUAAGAAAUUGUAUUCACAGACUGAUUUACAGAAACACAUGAGAAUCCACACAGUAGAGAAACCGUUCAGCUGCUCAGUUUGUUGGAAAUCUUUUGCAUGCAGUGGACGUUUACAGAGACACAUGAGAAUCCACACUGGAGAGAAACCAUUUCGCUGCUCAGUUUGUAAGAAAUCUUUUACAGAGAGUGGGAACUUAAAGAAACACAUAAGAAUCCACACAGGAGAGAAACCAUUCAGUUGCUUAAUUUGUGGGAAAUCUUUUGCCUGGAAUGGACAUUUACAGAUACACAUCAGAUCUCAUACAGGGGAGAAACCAUUCAACUGUUCAGUUUGCGCGGAAUCUUUUGCAGGGAGUGGAAGUUUACAGAGACACAUGAGAUCUCACACAGGAGAGAAACCCUUCAGCUGCUCGCUUUGUAAGAAAUCUUUCACGCAGAGUGGACACUUACAGAAACACAUGAGAUCUCACACAGGAGAGAAACCCUUCAGCUGCUCGCUUUGUAAGAUCUUUCACGCAGAGUGGACACUUACAGAAACACAUGAGAUCUCACACAGGAGAGAAACCCUUCAACUGCUCAGUUUGUAACAAAACAUUUGCGCGGUCUGAACACGUCCUAACACAUCGAUGUGUUGAGUGACGUGGCGUUAAAUAGACACACACACACUCAAAGAGGAAAUGCAAAGUAUCUCCUCUGCACGUUUCUUUUCUUUCUGACCCGACAAAUGUGUUCAUUUUCAUGCACGUGGAGGCAGAACAAAGAAACAAACGCAUUCUUUGGGGGGCAUACACACACACACACACACACA